Sarcophilus harrisii (Tasmanian devil) is the source of this 1090-nucleotide messenger RNA. RefSeq lists its product as uncharacterized. The coding region runs from base 376 to 750 and encodes 124 amino acids. The transcript has 5 exons. The record is from RefSeq and is a predicted model, not a curated record. Lineage: Eukaryota; Metazoa; Chordata; Mammalia; Dasyuromorphia; Dasyuridae.
AAAGAGUGGGGGAGGGGUGGGAGGGGGAGAGGGCAGCUGCCUUGGCUGCUUUUUCUUUCCAGAGUCCUGCCUAAUUUCUUCACUUUCUGGGACCCCUGCCCAAGUUUUCAGCUUUCCCAUCAUCAGCUGCCUAUGGUCCCAGCACUUAGGGUAUGAUUUCAUCUUCAUCAUCACCUCCCCAUCCAAGAAAGGGCAUCAUUCCCAUAGCAGAUUUCCAGGCCACUGUUCUAAGGUCCAAGAUUACAGCUAAGGCAGUUCUGUACAAGUCUUGCCUGACAUUUUUGAUUUAAGGAAGUAAAUUGCUGAUCCGAACUCUUAUCAGGCCGAUCUUGAUCCAGCUUUGUUCUUCCCGGCACUCCUAAAUCAUUUAUCAAAAUGUUUAUCACCAUUCUUCAUGGAGAUCAUGAAAAGACCCUAUUUAAUUCUCACUGCAAAGUAGAGGCAUUAUUGAACAGUAUCAAGCAGUGCUGUGGCUGUGAGCCUGAAGGGAUGAUUGAACUAGCAGACGAGAGUGGUCAGUUGAAAAACCUUCUUCAGUAUCCCCAUCUCUAUGCAUCAGAACUGUUGAAGCCUCGAGAAACCUAUAUCCCUUUCACUGUAACACGACCUGAAGGUUCAUCAGAGCCAGUAUUUGUGGCAUUAUUAAAGGAUGAUGAAGUUAUUGACUCUAAAUUUCUAGAAAAGAAUAAACAGAACGAAAUGAAAGCAACACAGACAGGCCGUGUGUUCACAGACUACAUAGAAGCAUAAAAGGAUAAAAGAAUAAAAAGUCCCAGGUCUUCCCUCUCUACUAGGCGGCUUAUAGCAGCAGUCUUUACCCUCUCACCAGAACACAGCCAGGAAAGAAAAAAGAAAACAUCCUGGCUUAAUAUUGUCUUUUAAAUGUAUUCUCAGUUCUAGCUCCAAAGUGUAUCAGAAGGUACCUCUUCUUCACAUGAUAAACCAAUUGGAAACAAUAGGUAUUCUUAUACUGAAUUGAGGAGCACAAUCCUUCCAUUUCAGGUCAUUUUGCCUUUCCAGAAUCAGAAUCCUCAGUCUCUUCUCUGUGGAGAUUACAUCAAUAAAGCAUGUGGUAUAUGCUCACAAGGGA